Molecule: messenger RNA, 1217 nt
Organism: Paramecium sonneborni
Lineage: Eukaryota; Ciliophora; Oligohymenophorea; Peniculida; Parameciidae
Source: the annotation of a GenBank genome assembly
AUGUAGAUAUAGUCUUAAUCAAUUGGAGAAAUAACAUAUUAUUCUGAUCAAUAUGAACCAUAAUGCCCAUAUUGUUAAUAAGGAGAACAUUCUAUUUAAUCAGAUAGCCAUAACUUUUAAUCAAAUCAUCUAAUGACAGGAUAAGCAAUAAGGGGAAGAGGUAUCUAUUUUAUAUAACCUUAGUUGUUUAUGUUUCUCCAGAAAGAAUAGUUUCAAGAAAAAUAAUUGAAAACAAUGCUUUAUCCCCUUCAAUAUUCAAAUAAUAAUAAAUAAUGACUCCACCAAGGAUUGCAACUUCUAAUCCUCAAAUAAUUAAUUUAUAAAAUUCCCUUACUUCAGUGUCUCCAGUUCUGAAUUAAAAUUAGAAAAUUUCUAUGUAAUAAUCUCCAAUUUUAAUUCAUUCAUAAUAUAUAGUUCCACCAUAAUCAUUUAUUUAGCAAUAAAUUCCUAGUGUUUAAUAAUCUUCUCAAGAUUUCAUUACUUCUAAAGAGCUAUAAGUAUCUUCACUAAUUUAAUAAGAAUUACAAUCAAAAUAAAAAGAAUUAGAAGAAAAAUUACAAAAUUAAACUGAAGAAAUUCAGUAAUCUAAUCAAGCUUAUAGAUAGUUAUAAUCAGCUUUAUAAGAGAAAAAAGAAGAUUAUGAAAACUUAAAAAAAGCUUACAAAUAUCAAACCUAAUAUUCUCCUACAUCAUAAGUUCCAUAAUAUAUAGAAGAAUUUUAUCAAUAAUCAUAAAUUAAAGAGAAAAAAGUAGUUUACACUUAAGAGGAUAUAGAAUUAUUUUGGAAACAUAGAGUUUUUGAAUUGGAAGCAUAUUUAUAUGAAUUAUGGGCCAAGAUUUGUAAGUUAAAACAGUAGAAAGAAGACUAAAAAAAAGAUGAUAAUGUUAAAGUAUAUAUUUGAAUAAUAUUUUAGAUUGAAUAAUUGUAGAGAGAAGUUUGUCAAUUGGAACAUAUUUUAAGAUUGAAAUCUAAUUCUGUUGUUAUUUUAAAAAAUAAAUUGAAUAACUUAAUGUAUCAAUUUGAUCCAGCAACUGAGGUUACAAAAUAAUAUGACUAAAAAUUAUAAGAAGUUAGACAAUAGGUGAUGAGUUUAAAUUCAAAAUAUUAAAAAGUUCAAGAAGAAAUAUAAGUUGUUUAGGCAUAAAAUCAAUAAAAUAAAUUUAGAAUGAAUGAUAAUGAAGUUAUACCAAAUAGUAAAUAGAUAAUUUAAAUUUGA